Messenger RNA from Plasmodium gonderi, 7542 nucleotides. RefSeq lists its product as hypothetical. The transcript has a single exon. Bases 1 to 7542 code for a protein of 2513 amino acids. The record is from RefSeq and is a predicted model, not a curated record. Lineage: Eukaryota; Apicomplexa; Aconoidasida; Haemosporida; Plasmodiidae.
AUGGAAUCGUACAUUCGCGAGAGUAAGAAGCUAACUUAUAAGAGUAGCAAAGGAAAGAAACUGCUGAGAUAUGUGGAUAUAUCACUAAACAAUAAAUCAUUGCAUGAUAGCCAUAUCAUAGAAUUAGUGAAGAUUUUAAAAAAGAAUAUAAAAAUUGUUUACAAUAAUUAUUACUGCUUGAAUAUCGAUUUAAGUGAAAAUCACAUAACGUGCACAGGAUUAAAAAGCUUACUGAAAUAUAUUUUAAAUUAUAAUGAGAAUAUUGGAAUUCAUAUUUUGAAAUUGUAUAAGAAUAAUAUAAAGGAUGAUGGUGUAUCAUUGAUUAAACAAUUAAUAUACAUUCAGAAAAUCCCGAUGGAAGAAUUACAUUUGUCGCAUAAUUUUAUUCAAGAUAAUACAUGUAAAGAGUUAUUGUUAAGUUUUGUUCAGGCAAAAAAAGAAAGUAAUUAUGUAUACCCGAGAUAUGAGAAAUAUCAAAACACGUAUAAACCUGUACAAAUACCUGUAUGGAUUAGAUUAGAAUAUAAUUGUAUUCAAAACCCAAAGGAAAUAUUAAAAGAAGUGGAAGAUUUUGCUAGAAAAAAGAGAGGUUACAAAAGUAAUUUAAUUAUUUGUGCAGCUUUGAGGAGUGAUAAAAGGUGCUGUCCGUAUAAAUGUUUGAAUGCUACUGUUAGAAAUACUCCUAUUAUGCAUGUAUACAUGUUUAUACAUCAAAAGGAGAAUCCUUGCCUUCAAUUGUUAUCAUCUACCAAUGGAAAAUUCAUAAAAGAAGAAAAAAAGAGAGAAUUUCAUUCUCCAUCGGAUGUUGCAGUAGUGGAUUCUGAUCGAUCCCAUCAAAUCUCCAAAUUGGAUAAUAAGAACCUCGAUUCAGACAUUCCACCUAAGAAUGAACAAACUGUUGAAACGAGAAGUAAUACUGUAACUGCAGGAGGGGAAGCAGCAACAGCAGCAGCAGGAGGAGGAGGAGGGGUGAAAUGUGUACAAUCCAAAAAUAACUCUGUCAUCAAAAAUGGAUUAAAAAUUAAUACAAAAAGUAGCACCACCAAAUCAGGUGAUCUUCAUACAGGAAUUGUUUCUAAAAAAAACAAAUCGAAGGGCCAUGGGAAUGAUAGAAGUGGAAGCAAAAUUGGUAAGAAAAGAGGAGCAAUGAAGACAUCAAAACGGAGAAUCGAAGCGGAUCUUCUGAAUGACAUGAGUCUCGAUGAGGAGGAAGACGAAGAAGAGGAGCAGGAAGAAGAAGAAGAUGAAGAGGAGGAGGAGGAGGAGGAGGAGGAAGAUGAAGAGGAUGAGAACGACGAUGAUGAAAACGACGAUGAUGAGGAUGACGACGAUGAGGACGACGAUGAUGAUUAUUCAGAUGAGGAAGAAGACGAUGACGAUGAUGAAGAUGAUGACGAUGACGAAGAAGAUGACGAGGAUGAAUACAAUUAUAAAGGUCGUAAAACAUUUAUGACAGAUCUUAGUAAAAUUCACAAAGAAAAAGGGAAGAAAAGUGAAAAGGUUCUAGAUUCUUCCACCCAUUAUGUAAAGAAAAAGGGAACCCCACAAGGGGUAGAUCCAAAUAUAGGUCAGGGAAAGCUUGAAGACGAGGAUGAAGGAGGAGAAGGAGGAAAGCUUGGUAUACUAGGCCGUAGUAAGAAGAAGAAAAAGAAAAAAAAGAAAAAGGAAAAAGGGGAAAAUUAUAAGAAAGAUGUGAGAAACUUGGACAAUAAUAAUGAUAAUGGUGUGAAUGAGAAAAAUAAGAUCGAAAACAAUAAGGAUAUUUCAAAAAGGAAAAACAGUCAUGAGGAGAAAGAAACUCUGAGCAGUUGCAACAAUCGCGACAGCCCAGCUAGCGAAUCUGUUAAUUUCGAUGGAGUACUUAGUGAUCCUGCAUCUGCCAUGUACGGCAAAGAAAAGGAACACGUGGAUUUAUUAAAUGAUAGUGUUAGUAAUUUACCACUUUACAUUAUUUUGGAUUGUAGUGCAGUAUUGGAUAUGAAGGAGCUUUGGAAAGAUAAGUUAUUUCUACCGUUCAGUUUCCCAGGCCUUCUUUAUAUGUACAAUAAUAAAUUGUUGAAAAGUAACAUCGAGAGGGCUAAGGAAAGUGCACGAGGAAGAGAUAUUUCAGAAGAAGUUGAGGAAAUGGAAGAAGGGGAAAAUGCAAAGCAGGUUGAGAUGGACGAAGUGCUGAAAGAAUCUCAAAAUGGCCACAUCAGAAAACAUUCCAAAGGGAGAAGAAUCGGAGCAGGAGGAAAUGUUUUUUCCCCCUGUGUUAGUGGUGGUGACAGCAGCGUUAGGAGCGAGGUAUGUGAAAAUGACACGUUCAUCUGCUUAAUGUGCAGUUAUGUAGCGAAUGAACUAAAGAUGGUAUGUCAGAAAAGUGAAAUUAUAAGACAGAAAAUGGUUAGUCUGAAGCUGAAUAUAUGGGAUAAGCUAUCCGAAUUGGGAAUAAUUGAAUUUUUAAGUGUACCAAAAGAUUUUAAGGAAAAAAAGAAAAAUUUUUUAAAUUCCUCUUUUUUAACAGAAGCACAAAUAAAACUAGCAAAUGAAUAUUAUGAUAUUUCACAAGAAACAUUACAAAUGAUUCAAUUUGCAAUUCUGUGGUCAACGUAUAUUUACAAAAUUGGAAAUAAAGAAAUCAUAAUUAAAAGUGAUGCAAAAGAAAUAAACAAGACAGAUGUGAAGAAAAGUAAAAAAACAAUUUUUACAGAAGUUCUAUAUUUGACAUCUUCUCCAAAUAUUUAUUCAUACUUUGAACAUUUGUAUGAAGAGGAUAUCAAUUUGAUUCUCCCUCUCUGUGUAACUGUUAAUCAGAUAAAUAAUUAUAUACAAAAUGAACAUGGUUACAUCGUUGAUUUAUUAACAAAUGAUAAAGCAGCAGUAGAUCCUAAGAAUGUUAACUUUAAUUUGAAUAAAUCCUUUUUUAAAAAAUUUGUAAAAGACAAAUAUUCCAAAUAUUUGACAGAUGAUAGUAAUGCGUACGACACAUCAAUUAGAGGACAGGUAGUAGCACCUUCAGGGAUGGUGGUAGCAUCUGGUGCUGGUAAUGCAACACCGAUUGCUGUGGGCACUGCAAUACCUGGUUGCAUGGAAGAACAAAGUAAGAAAAAAAAAGUGACAGAUGUGUUAGGAGAAAAUGGAAGAAAAAAAAAGGAUUAUGAAUUUAGUUCGUCCAUGAGGAAGAACACAGAGAAAUCAAAAUAUGGAAUGACAAUAAUGCAUGAAAAUAAUACCUCAGAGCACUUCAUGAUUCAUAGUGUUGAUGCAAAAGUGAAAAAGAAAAAAAAUUCCAUAGGUGGUGGUGGUGGGGGAAGCAUCAGUAGCAAUCGAAGCGGUCAUCAAAGUGGGAAUAAAAAAGGAAUUUCAUCUGGAGAUGUUCAUAAAAAUGGAAAGUUUAUUCCAGAACGGAAUAGAAAUGGAAACGAGUAUAUUAUGAACAAUUGUCCCAGUGAUAGACUUGUCUCAGGAGUAGUGGGGGUUCCUGAUGAACCCUACAUGAAGAAUAACACAAGUGACAUCUUUGACAUUAAAUCUGUGAAAUCUUUUUCUAAUGAAAAUAUCCUUAAAUUAUGUCAAUUGGAGAAUAAUACUAUAUCUAUUAUGAAACCUCCUCAUAUCGGGAUUAUGAUGGGAAAAGGAGAGGAUGAACUUGAAAAGAAGAGGUUGGAGGAAUCAUGUUCAUAUCACAAGAUGGAGGAGGAAUAUAAAAAUGAACCAAUGUUAAACACUCUAGAAGGAAAUGUAAUAAAAGAAGAAGGAAUUGGGAAUGCAAAACAGCAGCAUUUUAAUCUCCCUCAGAGAGGAGCAGAUGGUAAUAAUGAUAGAAGCAAUGAUGACAAUGCUGCUGUGUGCAUGUCGAACAUAGGAAUGAAGAACAAUAAUGAUGAUAUGGAUUGUAAUGUCGAGAGGGAUGAUGGCCGCAUCCAUGGUGAUGGCUUAAAAAAUGGUAAAAAAAGUAAUGUCUCUAUUAUGUAUGCAUCUACCAUUGAAAAUAAGCUUAUGAAUGAUGUUAAUAUGGUGAAGAAUAACUUUCCCAAUGCUGUUGUUUCCACAGCAUCACAUAUUGAAAGUUGCAUAGAGAAGGAUGGUGCAAAUGUAACUAAUCUACAAAAAUCCAAAGGAGGAAAAUUGAGUAUUUAUAAUAUGUUGGUUAAUGCAUUUAAUGGGAAGAAAAAAAAUGUGCAAAGAGAAAUUGAUAUGGAAAACACUACAAUCGAUAGGAGUAAUAAUAAUCAUAGUCUGAAUUCACAUAACGGAGGAACUACUACUAAUAACGGUAAGGAUAGCGGUUAUCUUGUUUGCAACAAUGCUAGUGCAGCAUCUACCAAUUUUCAACCAGGACCCAUGGGUUCAAGGGUGGCAAACAAUAGCAAUGAUGAAAGCAUCAGUGAAACGGGACUUAUGCAUGCACAGAUGUUAAAUAAUGACAAAUCAAAUAUGGCAAGCGAUAAGCACAAGGACAAGCUGAUUAACGAUGGUAGUAACAUCAACAUGGGUAACAACAAUAAUAAUGGCAGGAGCAGUAAAAAGAUACUGGUAGAUGAGGGAGAAUUCCCCAAUGAAACAGUGACUGGUUGUGGUGGUGCAGUGACGACACAUGUUUCGAACCUUACAAAUGACAAAAGGGUGCACGCAAACAAUAACAGUGGCAGUAACAGUGGCAGUAACAGUGGCAGUAACAGUGGCAGUAACAGUGGCAAUAACAGUGGCAAUAACAGUGGCAAUAACAGUGGCAAUAACAGUGGCAUUAAUUUUAAUAGGAACAAUUUUAAUAAGAAUAAGAAGAGUGGAAAUUCUAUUCAUGUCGAAUCCAAUUUGUUAUUAAAUCACAACAAGGCUAUGCUGAACGGUUCACUGCCAGGCGAAAAGGGUGACCUAUCCUAUUCCUCCCAAAUGGGUAUUGGAGGGAUUGGCAAUGGAAAAAUCAAUGAACCCAAAAGGAGUGAACCCCAAACCAGUGAAUCUAAAAUAAAUGAAUCCAGAACCAAAGAUGGAGGAAUAGCUACAAUCAUGAAGAGGAACGACGAAAUUGAUACAAAUGUUUUGGUUGGUGGAAAUUUCCUUUUUAAUGCCUCAAGUGUGGGAGCAGAAGGCAGUGUUGGAAAUGCUGGAAGUGCUGGAAAUGUUGGAAGUGCUGGAAAUGUUGGAAGUGCUGGAAAUGUUGGAAGUGUUGGAAAUGUUGGAAGUGUUGGAAGUGUUGGAAAUGUUGAAAGUGUUGGAAAUGUUGGAAGUGUUGGAAAUGUUGGAAGUGUUGGAAAUGUUGGAAAUAUUGGAAGUGCCGGAAAUUGCAAAGAAACAUCGAAAAAAAAAGGAAUAGAGAGCACACAAAUGGGUUAUGAGUCCUUAAAUGCAAAUGAAAUGGAAUUAAACACCUUGAGAGGUAGUAUGCCAAAGAGCUUCAAUGACAGUCUAAGUAUGUAUCUUGAGAGUAGUAAUAAGAACAAUAGCUGCUAUGAAAAUAUGAUUCCAUUUUUUAAUCAGAAUUUGUUGAAAGACGAAUUCGAAAACAAUUUUAUAACCUCUAGUAAUAACAAGGCAUCAGAAAGUGAGCAAGAAAAUAAAUUCAAUCAAUUAAAAAAUAUAUACGACAAGUACAAAGUAGAUAUCAUGAACACUUCUCUCUUGCUGGAAGAAAUGAUUUUGAAUCAAAAUGUAUGCAAGUAUAUCCCAUCCGAAUUGUAUAACAAAAUUUUGAAGUGUUAUGAGAGACUGGAUUGUCUCUUGUCUGGCCUCAAUGGGAUUGGAACAACAGGACCUUUUGGAGGGAUUGGCGCUGCGAGGGAGUUGAGUACUGUGGGUAACCUGAACGGGUUGAGCGAUCUGAACGGGUUCAGUAAUUUGAACGGGAUGAGUGACCUGAACGGGAUGAGUGACCUGAACGGGAUGAGCGAUAUGAACGGAUUGGCUGGUUUGAAUGGAUUGGCUGGUUUGAACGGAUUGGCUGGUUUGAACGGAUUGGCUGGUUUGAACGGAUUGGCUGGUUUGAACGGAUUGGCUGGUUUGAACGGAUUGAUUGAUCUGAACGGUUUGAGCAACUUGAAUGGACCGAAUGGACCGAAUCAAGAUGUUUUAUACGAAGAUUUCAAAAAUUAUUGGGACGAUGCUUUUUCAAAGGAUGAAUCUAACACAAAGACCUUAGGAGGCAGAGAUCGAUUGAUGAAUGGGAGCUCGAAAAUGAACUUUAGAGGAGCAGAUGUUAGCGAAGCAGGAGGUGCAUACACGGGUUCAGGUUCAGGCGCACUUAUGACGCAUCCAGAUUUUCUGGAAAAGACAACGAAUGGAAGUAGCAAUAAAAAUAACACAGCUGUGAAUAGCAUGUUUUACAACACGAUAAAUGGAAAUAGAGGAAUUAACUCCGUUAGGGGAUUGAAUUGUAGUGCAUUGAAGAGUGGCCUUAUGAGUGCCAGCAGUAGUGACGCAAUCAGUGGAGCUGGCACAAUCAGUGGCAGUGGAGUUAAUAUGUCAAGUCUUCUGAACUGUCAGAACAACGGAACCGAUAGUCCCGAGAAAUCAGGGAAAAUGGCAUCCAUGAAUAUGAACAUUGGAAGUACUAGCAAUAAUGGUGACAUAAGUUUCAGCACCAUGAAGAACAAUUCAUCACAGAAGAAAUACAUAGCCAAUGUUGCAGAUGGUAUGGUAGACAACCCAGGUUAUAAGAACAUGUGUAGUGGCCAAAUGAACACAAACAGCAAUGCUGGAAGCCAUAACAUGAUUACGAACAGGAAUGUGCAGUUGAGCGGAAUGACAAAUUACAACAUGAACCACGGGGUAAUAACUACAAACCUAAACAUGUGUGGAUCUAUGAAUAUUGGGAAAGUGAAAGACCUAAAGAACCUCAAUACAGUGUGCAAGGGAAAGGAAGGGAUUCCAAAAAAUAUAGAAUUGGAUGUGGAUGAUUACAAGCACGUAAAUAAAGUGCUAAAUGCAAAUAAUAACAUAUUAAACAUGAAAAUGGGUGGAGAAAAAAAUGUACUUGAUUUUUGCAACAAUGAUAGAAGUGCUAAUAGCAUGGGUAAUAACAUAAACCAUACACCCAACAAGGAGCAGCAUUAUGCACAUAAAAUGAACACAUACAAUGAUAUCAACAGUGGAGGAGGAGGAGGAGGUACCUGUGAUUCCAAUUUACUUGCGUUAAUCAACAUGAAAAAAAAUAACAAGAGUGGUGCUGCUGCUGGUGUUGCUGGCUGUGCUACUGGUUCUGCAGGCGGUGCUACUGGUGCCUCUACCUUGAUGAAUCAGCAGAAGAAUUUUGGAAAUAUCAACAGUGUGAAUGAGCCAAAUGGACUUAGGAACAGCAGUUAUAAAAAGCUAGUGGAUAAUGAAAAGAUUAACAUGUAUAACAAUUCUGUGAGUAAGAAUGUCGUGAAUGAAAUGAACCUGAAAUAUUUGGAAGUGUUAAACAGCCAAUUAAAUAUUGCUACAAGAGAAAACAGAAAAAAUGACUGUGACUCAAAUGUUAUGAACAAAAGCAUGCGAAUUUUCCAAAAUGAUCUUGAUAAAAAACACAAAAAUCCUCUAAUCAAUUUGUGUGAGAAGGGGGGAAACAUAAAGAAGUUAUAA